Molecule: messenger RNA, 3369 nt
Organism: Ostrea edulis (European flat oyster)
Lineage: Eukaryota; Metazoa; Mollusca; Bivalvia; Ostreida; Ostreidae
Exons: 16
Coding region: 165-3221 (1018 amino acids)
Biological process (GO): xenobiotic metabolic process
Cellular component (GO): cytoplasm; intracellular membrane-bounded organelle
Molecular function (GO): iron ion binding; heme binding; oxidoreductase activity, acting on paired donors, with incorporation or reduction of molecular oxygen, reduced flavin or flavoprotein as one donor, and incorporation of one atom of oxygen
Source: RefSeq, a predicted model, not a curated record
CAUGCUUUGUAGGUGGGCGACACUGAGGAAGCCCAGUUUUUAACCUCACCGAUAUACCGCGUCCUUGUUCGCGACACUGCAGACGACAAGGAGUAUGCAUUGUAAACACUUGAUAUGUGUAUUAGAGCGUAUACAGUGGUAGUAUUCCACGUGGACUUCGAAAAAUGUCUUCCGUCUUUUUCUUCAGCUUCGUAGAUCUGACCACACUUUUUAUUUUCUUCAUUGUGUUUUUGUUCCUGAUCUACACGAUGUCAUCACCGCGUACAAGCAUUCCUGGACCUUUUGCAUUACCGUUUGUUGGAAAUCUACCUCGCUUCAUUGGAAUGGGAGCAAGAAAACACAUAGAAUUUUUAAAAUUAAGCAGAAAGUAUGGGGACGUGUUUCGUCUAUAUAUUGGACCGUAUAUGCUUGUUUUUAUAUGUGGUUAUAAAAACAUUCAUGAAGCGUUUGUUAAACAUGCGUCGAGCUUCAGCCAUCGUCCAAACUGGCUUCCUGCCAUCAAAGAGAGAGCGGAAAAAUAUGGAUAUGGAAUUGUGUGGGGUAAUGGAGAUCAUUGGAAAAAAGUACGUCGCUUUUCUCUACAGACAAUGAGAGAUUUUGGUGUAGGAAAGAAAUCACUGGAAGAAAUAAUACUAGAUGAGGCGAGGUUGCUAGGCGAUGAGCUUGCGUCAAAGGAAGGUCAGCCAAUCAGCGAUGUAAAACACAUGAUGACGUUGUCAAUAAGUAACGUCAUUCAUCACAUUGUGUUUGGCUUCCGUUAUCCCCAUGAUGACAAAACAUUUCUUAAGGUGAUUAAACUGUUGGAUGACAUAUUUAAAAAUAGCGGAGCAGUGACAGGGUCUCUUCCAAAAUGGUGUCAGUUUGGAAAACUGAAGUCACGUAUUCAGACUAGUAAGAAAGCGCUUGAUCUCCUUGGAGAAUAUAUAGUAAACCAGAUAGCAGAACAUGAAAACACAUAUGAUGAAAAUAACAUAAGAGAUUUCAUUGAUCUAUACAUUCAAGCCCAGCAUGCUGAAGAAAGAAUAGAAGGAAAUGAUACAGGAACAGUUCAUCAUUUGUUCCGAGUAAUAUUGGAUUUGUUUAGCGCUGGUACAGAGACAACCGGAACCUCUCUAGACUGGGCUUUACUCUAUAUGAUAGGGUAUCCCGAGAUUCAACAAAAAUGUUUCACCGAAAUAGAAAAGGUUGUUGGCUUGGGACGAGAAGUUCGUUUGUCGGACAAGAGCUAUCUGCCUUACGUCGAGGCAACGCUUUUAGAAGUUCUACGAAUCUCAAAUAUUGCAAGUAUGUCUUUACCACACAUGGCGACAGCAGAUGUACACAUAUCUGGUCAUAGGAUACCGAAAAACGCUAUUGUGUUUGGAUUUUUAACAACAUCACAUUUAGACCCGACACAUUUUCCUGAACCAUAUAUUUUCCGGCCAGAACGAUUUCUUGAUGAUGUCACUGCAACAGUUCAGUAUCAAGACAGAUUUAUACCUUUUUCAGUCGGACCCAGAGCGUGUCCAGGAGAAUCCUUAGCAAAAACAGAAAUGUUUCUCGUGUUUUGUAAUCUUAUUCAAAAGUUCCGAUUUUCUAAAGUAUCUGAAGAUGAUGUACUGAACUAUUCCGGAACAACCGGUGUCACGACAUGUGCUGACCCAUACCGACUUAAAGUAAACUUACGGCAUCAGAACAAAAUGUCUAAAACAAUUUUGGGAUCCGUGAUGGAUUCUUCUUGGGUAAAAUUGUACUCGGUCUCCUUCCUUGAUUUCUUCGAUAUGACCACUAUCUUUAUUUUCACUCUUGUGUUUUUGACACUGGUAUUUGUGAUGGGUAGACCUAGAACUUCUAUACCGGGACCAUUUGCGUUCCCAUUCAUUGGAAAUUUACCUCAGUUUAUACGUAUGGGAAGCAAACGACAUUUGGAGCUUUUGUCACUUCGCAAGAAAUACGGAAACGUGUUCCGUAUGUAUGUGGGACCCUAUUUGAUGGUUUUCAUUAGCGGAUAUGAAAAUAUCCAUGAUGCUUUUGUGAAACAUGCAGCUCAAUUCAGCGAUCGUCCAAACUGGUUACCCGACAUUCAAAAGAGGAUGAAAAAGACUGGCCACGGUCUUGUUUGGGCUAAUGGGGAAAAUUGGAAAAAAAUACGUCGGUUUGCCCUACACAGUUUGCGCGAUUUCGGUGUUGGGAAGAAAUCUCUGGAGGAAGUUAUCCAAGACGAGGCAAAAUUACUCGGUGACAUUUUCGCCUCCAAGGAAGGUGAAGCGGUAGCAGACGUUAAGCGGAUGAUGACGACAUCCAUCAGUAACGUUAUUCAUCACGUGGUUUUUGGGUUCAGGUAUCUACAUGAUGAUGAGAAAUUCCUGGGUUUGAUUGAUGCGUUUGACGUCUUAUUUAAAGGGCCUGGGCCGGUUUUGCAAUCAAUCCCUAACUUUUUACAGUUGGGAGGGAGGACUGCCGCGAAGGAGAGGCAAAAAGCAGGUGACAUUAUACUUGAAUACAUCCGACAUCAGAUUGCAGAGCACGAGAAAACUUAUGAUGAAAAUAACAUCAGAGAUUUCAUAGAUCUGUAUAUUCAAGCAGAGAGAGAAGAAGGGGGAAUAGAAGGAAAAGUUCAUCACAUGUUCAGAGUCAUCAUGGAGCUUUUCACAGCUGGCACUGAAACUACAGGAACAUCCCUGGAUUGGACCUUUUUGUAUAUGAUAAGUUACCCCGAGGUUCAACGGAAAUGUUAUGAAGAAAUAAAGGAGGUUAUUGGUGUGGAAAGAGAGGUGCGUCUAUCCGACAGGACAAAUAUUCCUUAUGUUGAAGCCACGCUAAUGGAAGUGCAGAGAUUAGCAAACAUUGCGAGCUCAUCGUUACCACACACGGCUACAGAGGACGUUGCAAUAGCUGGUCAGGUGAUUCCAAAAAACUCCAUUGUGAUGGGAUUCCUAACGACAUCACAUUUAGACCCCGAAAACUUUUCUCAACCAUACGAGUUCCGCCCAGAAAGAUUUAUUGACGAAGUUACUGGGAAAAUAUCAAAGAAAGACCAUUUAAUUCCUUUCUCCAUAGGUCCAAGAAUAUGCCCCGGGGAGUCUUUAGCUAGAACGGAAAUGUUUAUCGUGUUUUCUAACCUCAUUCAAAAGUUUCGUUUUAUGAAGGUGUCAGAGACAGAUGUAUUGAAUUUUGAAGGCUUAAUAGGAAUCACUACGUGUGCUCAUCCAUACAGAUUAAAAGUCCAAAUGCGGAAGUAAAUGUAACAAUACAUGUAUAUUGUACCUGUAAUAUAUUCAUGAAUUGUUUUAUUAUAAUGUAUGCGUGAGUGCGAUGUAAAAUAUAUAUAAAUGUACCCAAGUACGAAUUGUUAAUUCUGUUGCUUUCUUGAAAUAAAAUGAUCUGCAA